AUGCCUUUCACGAUGCCUGAGAUGAGCGAUAGAUUUGAGAAAGAUGACACGGCUUCAAUAACCUCAGUACCGACCCCGACACAUUCCUCAAUCGAUGAUGGUUUCUGCAGAACCAUCGACAAUGCCGUGCCUGAGCCUGGAGGGAUAUUUAUCAUUCGCAAGCGAGGCUAUGGUAAAAUAAUUACCCUCGAAGAUGGUAUUUUGCAACUAAAGUCCUCUGUCAGCGAAAUUGGAGGGUGCCAUUGGAUUUGCGUUGAGAGGGAUGGCUGGCUUGGGUUUCGCAACUGCAUAUCGGGAACGUAUAUAGGACAUGAUGGAUGUGGAAAGUUCUAUGCCAAGGCCACUCGCCAUAAGGACUAUGAAUCUUUCUGCGUACGCAAACAUCCGGACGGGGACUAUCUGCUGUUGACAAGACACUGGAACAAACUUUGGAAGAUGGAUAUCAAGAGGAGUAGUGAUGGAUUGAACGAGCUGGUUGAGACGGAAACUGGAGGAACUACUUGGCAAUUUGUCAAGGUCAUCUAG
Molecule: messenger RNA, 525 nt
Organism: Botrytis fragariae
Lineage: Eukaryota; Fungi; Ascomycota; Leotiomycetes; Helotiales; Sclerotiniaceae
Product: putative dynamin family protein
Exons: 1
Coding region: 1-525 (174 amino acids)
Source: RefSeq, a predicted model, not a curated record